Molecule: messenger RNA, 2114 nt
Organism: Serpula lacrymans var. lacrymans S7.9
Lineage: Eukaryota; Fungi; Basidiomycota; Agaricomycetes; Boletales; Serpulaceae
Exons: 4
Coding region: 170-1654 (494 amino acids)
Biological process (GO): regulation of transcription by RNA polymerase II
Cellular component (GO): nucleus
Molecular function (GO): DNA-binding transcription factor activity, RNA polymerase II-specific; sequence-specific double-stranded DNA binding
Source: RefSeq, a predicted model, not a curated record
GGCUCUCUGUCGGUUACUUUUAUUAUCGUCAAUGAAGCUUAAUGAAGGAUCAGCUACCACCCGCGCUCCUUGUUUUUUUUACAUAUCCUCUCUUCCUCUUCCCGGUCUCCCUCAGAUGUGCUGAGCCUCUGGCUUUGCUUUUCAUCCAUUCCUUCCUCGCUUUUUCUGAAUGUCUCCUCCUAAUAUCCCUCCGUCUCCCCGCUCACGACGUACUUUACACGACGAGUCCACAACACCAGCACCAGACGAACCACCUCCUUCACGCACACCCAGACCACCCCAUACCCCGCCAGAACACGACCCACGCCCACCAAAGAGACUGCGACGACAGACGUCGCACGCUGCAAUGACCACAGCCGAUCCCCCUUCCUCUGCACACUCAGACUCCUCUUCACAGAGCGGCUUGGCAGACAACGAGACAGAGGCAGAGCGCAGCCAGCAGUCAGAGUUGUCCGCACCCACCACAGCACCUCCUAAAAAGAAACGCACCCGUACUCUCACGACUCCCCACCAGUCUGCAGUCCUCCAUGCCCUCCUGGCCCAGUCUCGCUUUCCUACAACUGCCAUGCGCGAGGAAGUCGGACGUCAGAUUGGCCUGAGCGCCCGCAAAGUACAGAUCUGGUUCCAAAACCAACGUCAGAAAGCCAGACGUCCACGUAGCGAAGGCUCCGCUCCUUUGACGCGUCCUCCACAGUACGGUCCUUUCCCAAACAUGCCCACGUCCGCUCCUUCAGAAACCGCCUCAUUCCACCCUUCUUCCGAGCAGAGCUCUAGCUAUCCCAUUUCGGAACACCCAUUUGGCAUAGCAGGUCCCAGUCGCACCCGCGACUCCAGUGCUGAGCGAGCAAUCUACGAAGACACACAACGAAGAUCUUUCGACGCAGGCCCACAGCUUUCAGGUCCCGGCAUGCCGGGGUGGAACCCAGAAUAUCAUCCUGCUUCUCCUAUACGAGAACGAGGUCAGCCGCUUUCGGGGCAUCGCAGUCCGGACCACAUGAUUUCGCCUGAUUCAUACACGUCCUCUCGCGCGUCUGAGGGUUUUCAAAACAUACCUGCUCCCUUGGGCAUCCGUCCGUUGGCGCCCCGCCCUCUGCUUCGCCCCUUCGCCUCUGAUGAGACUCCGGGUGCACAUCCCAGAGCAUUACCUCCUCUCGACUUUAGUGCGCCACACCUCCGCAGCACCGCCAUGCCCUAUCCUUCGUCCUCUCCCCGAAGCCCUGCACCGCUACUUUCGCACCCAGCCGGAAACGUUACUCAAUAUCAAUCCCCACCUUCCCACCACGGGAGAGUUGCACCUUUCGUCAUUCCUCCUCCUUUCGCGUUGGAACCACAGCCUCAGUGGGACCCUCGGACUUUUUCCCCUUUCUCCCGACCUGGGUUUUCUCCCUGGUCCAUCGGGCCCCGAUCCUCCCUUUCUAUGAGCGGGAACUUCCAUGCUGCAGGGGGUCCGUCCGCAUCUGGGGGCAGACCGUAUCACAUGUCCUCAGGUCCACUACGGCCAGUAUCAUCGUCCCGGUCAGGUCGCUUUGACCCUGUCCACGACGUGACUUCCAUCGGCCAGGAAAGGGAUGAGUAUCCUCCUUCACCUGCCUCUACGGAUGAUAUUCCGGGGGAUUCAGACGACGCGUUCCAAGAUCGCGACGAUGCUCUGUAAAAAAACGUAUGCAUGACGCCCCUCGCGCCGCACACCCAACAUUUCGCGCCACGAUUCUAAAUCCACGCAUCAUUCACGAAAAACUACGAUGAAAGCCACUUUUUUCUUCUUUUCACCAAAUCUCCUUUCGCUCUUUUACUGCACUGCGUACACCCUAAUCGUUCAUUCCCUGCUGUCGCUUAUUGUUGUCUCAAUUUUCGCAUCCUAUCAAUUUCAGAAACAAUACGAACUUGCUAAUUACUACAAAACUCCGCAUACUAAUCCUAGUACAACUACUAUAAAAUGUUUCUUUUAUCAUGUACCUCAUUCAAGUGCGUUGUUCAACCAUCAAUAUCAUCCUUAUCUCCUACCUAUUUUAGCCUACACCCUUAUAAACUAAAUACCAGUCAACUGAUAUACCUUCGUACAUAUACACCAUCUCUUAUAUCUCAAUACGAAACACGAUGAUAAUGUUUUACCC